Dermacentor silvarum is the source of this 2490-nucleotide messenger RNA. RefSeq lists its product as uncharacterized. Gene Ontology annotation, cellular component: plasma membrane. The transcript is spliced from 5 exons. The record is from RefSeq and is a predicted model, not a curated record. Gene Ontology annotation, molecular function: metalloendopeptidase activity. Gene Ontology annotation, biological process: protein processing. Lineage: Eukaryota; Metazoa; Arthropoda; Arachnida; Ixodida; Ixodidae. The coding region runs from base 4 to 2445 and encodes 813 amino acids.
AACAUGUCGCAGGCGCCGCCCGCCCCAUUGGCGACCGCCAGCAGGGCGACGACCACCGUAUCGUUCGCCACAGCACUCGAUGCCGAAGUCUCGCAACAGCAGCAGCAGCAGCCAACCACAAUUAUUUUUCAAGGAGCCACAAACGAAGGCCCUUCGGCGCAGUUCCACGUGACCGCAGCAGCGGCUGCUCCGGAGACGACCGUCGUCGUAGAACCGCCGGACCAGACACUCGUUUGCGUUACCGCAACACCGGCGACAUCAGCGAGGCGAUCAGAUUCGACAGCAUGCCGACGACUGUCAACAUCUACGGAAAUCAGGCCCAGCACCACGGCGCAAAGCGUCGACGCCGUUCACUUUGUCGAGAGCUCGCAGAGAAACGACAGCAGCUCAAGCUCGGACACGCAUGUCACAACCGUGUGGCAAGCUCGCUUCUUGGACAAUUGGGAGCAGGAAAAACAACCGCCCGAGGCCAAAUCAACUGACCCGAUAAUUCCCAGAGAAAACCGCUUGUACGGUACCUUGGUGAAGAAUUUGCCCCAGCGUGGUCACAGCAUGCUUUACAUUAUCCUAUUGGUGGGCACGCUUGCAGGAAUGGCAGCCACCUUCAGCAUUUAUGCCAGGCGUCAUGCGCGCCAUGUGAGCACGGAGAACGACGCUGAUACUGAAGGCAGUGGGCAGCAGCCGUGGAUGUUCGGCCCGUGGGUGAAUGGCGACGCCGCCAAGAGGGUGUCCUGCUUCGACCCGUCGUGCAUCAACCAGUUUGUACAGUUGUCUCGGUCGCUGGACUCAACCGUGAGUCCGUGCCAGAACUUCUAUGGUCACGUAUGCUCUGCGCGGCGGACCAACGGGACAGUUGACGAGCAAAUAGCACAACAGACCGAAUCCCAUGUGGUGGGCUUUUUCAAGGGCAUCGGCAGCCCUGACAGGGACUUACCUGUGGCGUCUGCCUCGAGACGCCUCUGGAAGGACUGCGUCGACCUGGCCACGCUGAGCAAGUUAGGCAGGGCACCUUUGCAGGCACUGCUCAACCUGACUGGCUUGGGUGGCUGGCCGUACGCCGGUGUAGUGCAGCCUGGACAAGUGUGGAGGACGGCUGGCAUGCUGCAGCGGUUGAUGGGGCUGGCACCACUCGUCGGUGUUGUCGCGCUGCCUGAUGGCACCGUGCAGUUGGUCCCGGGUGACCAGGGAAGCCUGGAAGCCGAUGACGUCCUCGACUCCAUGCUGGCACUGCGGCGCAACAGCUCGCGUCUUCGCGAUUUGGCGGCGGACGUGGCUGACCUGGGGCGCCGGCUGAGCGGCUUGCGCGAGCGCCGCGCGCCUACCGACGGCUCCGACGUGCAACCGCCGCAGCUCUACCUGGACGCAGCGCUAGAAGGCUUGCAUAGGCCGGGCGCAGUGCGCGUAGGGGAGGCAGGAUUGCUGAAGCAAUACGUGCUUCUCGUUAACAAGAGCAGUUCCCGUACGGUGCUUAACCUGCUCGGCUACCGGCUUAUCCGACACGUUGACCUCUUCACACCGGCUGUCGUGAAGACUGACCUCAACUCUGGAGCCUCAUCCAGAAGGGAGUCCCUGUGCGCGCGCAUGACCCUCGAAUAUGCGCUAACGGCCGACGCAGCCGAGUACGUGCGCUACGCAUCGCUGCGACGCCACCUCGACUUCGACUUGGUGCGGUCGACAGCGGCGCAGCUGAAGCGCGUGCUGGUCGCAAAGCUGUCGGAACUGCGUUGGGUGGACGGCACUACGCGCAAGAGCGCCCAGACGCGCCUGCGGGAGCUCAAGGUGCGCUUCUUCUUCGACCGCUACGAGGGCAGCAACGGGAGCGCGCAAGCCCGUUGGCCGACCGCAAUUCCGUCGCAGGCCUUGGCCACCUACCAAAGAUUCCGCGAGGCACGCUUUCGGAGCCAGUUGUCCCAAGGCGACGAUGUGUUGGGCGCCCAGCAGCAGUGCGCCUACGACGUCGGAUACAAGGUGAUGUUCGUCGGGCUGUCUGCCGUGGAGGUGCGCGAGCCCGAGAGCCCCGCGUGGCCCGCGUUCCAGGCGGCGCGGUUGGGCCCGCGCCUGGCGCGCUGUCUGCUGCACGUGCUGCUGCAGCGCGUGCACUGGUCGGCCGCGUCACGUGGCCGACUGGAGGCACUGCGUAGCCGCGGCUGCGGACAUACAAUGGCCGACAGCGGGGCCCUGGCGCCGGCCAAGGACGUCUUCGACACGUACGUGCGCCGGCUCGGACAAGGCGCCACCAACACGCCCAGCUGGGACAAGGCGUUUUACCUUGUUUACGCCAACUCUCUGUGCGAGGAUCCCGACCACCAGCGCAGGCCACAGCAGCACGAUGGUCCGCAUUGGGAGCGCGUCAACCGGCCGUUGUCCGCCGACCUGACAUUCCAGAAAGUGUUCCAGUGUCACCUCCAAGAAAACAACAGCUCGUGCUCCUUUUGGGGGGCAUGAUGACUCCUGCUCGGUUCACUCGCCGCUACUAUUUCAAAUUAAAUA